This is a messenger RNA of Nicotiana tabacum (common tobacco), 1840 nucleotides long. RefSeq names its product putative serine/threonine-protein kinase PIX13. NCBI's taxonomy places the organism in Eukaryota, Viridiplantae, Streptophyta, Magnoliopsida, Solanales, Solanaceae. Gene Ontology annotation, biological process: protein phosphorylation. Gene Ontology annotation, molecular function: protein kinase activity; ATP binding. The record is from RefSeq and is a predicted model, not a curated record.
UUCAGAUUGGUCCCUUCUCUACGUUCUCUCUUUCUGGUUGAAGCUAUUGCCACCAUCACAAAACUGCAGAACAAACAGUACUAGCUAUUCCAGGAAACGACACUGUAAAAUCCCAGCAGUUUACAGUUAGUUAAAAAAAAGGCAAAAAUUUUGACGCAUAUAUAAUGUAAUAGUAGUAUCUUUAUUUCAACAACAAUAUUAGUUAUCCAAAUAUUCCACCAUUUGUCAAAAAAGUUAAACUUUGCUAUUUUCAGACAAAAAGUUCAUCUCCUCAUCAUCUUCAUAAAAUCAAGAUUUCUCCUUUUAACUUUGUGAAGCAAAUUAUGGCAGCAAUUUUGUAGUUUAGUGGAAGAUAAUAAGGAGAAAGAAAAAUUUGUGGGAAUAGAUAGAUGGGGAAUUGUUUUGGAUCAGAGAUUUGUGACCAAAAUCCUAGUAGCACCAUCCCCAGCUACUCACCUAGACCUUCAACCCCAGAUACAUCAAAGAACAGUGGUGUUGCAUUUUCAACUAGCAGCAGUACUGGGCAUAGCCGUUUUUCAGCUACCGCGAGCGAGGACUCAUAUUUCAAUGGAGAAAUAUUGCCUACUCCAAAUUUGAAGACAUAUAGUUUUUCUGAUCUCAAGGCUGCCACAAGAAAUUUCAAGUCUGAUACGGUUUUGGGGGUCGGCGGUUUUGGGACGGUAUUCAAAGGCUGGGUCGAUGAGAAGACUCUUACUCCAACUAAAGUUGGCACUGGAAUGGUUGUUGCCAUAAAAAAGUUGAACUCCGAGAGCAUGCAGGGAUUUGAAGAGUGGCAGGCAGAAGUAAACUUCUUAGGAAGGCUUUCACACCCGAACCUUGUUAAAUUGAUGGGAUAUUGUUGGGAAGACAAGGAACUGUUACUUGUAUAUGAAUUCAUGCCGAAAGGAAGCUUGGAAAACCAUCUUUUCAGAAGGAGUACAGCUAUUGAACCACUUUCUUGGGAAUUGCGGCUCAAAAUUGCCAUAGGAGCUGCACGAGGCUUAGCUUUUUUACAUUCUUCAGAAAAGCAGAUCAUUUACAGAGAUUUCAAGGCUUCCAACAUACUGCUUGAUGGGAAUUACCAUGCAAAGUUAUCAGAUUUUGGCUUAGCUAAAGUGGGGCCUUCAGCUGGGAACUCACAUGUGACUACUCGUGUUAUGGGCACAUACGGUUAUGCUGCUCCUGAAUACAUUGCUACAGGCCAUCUCUACGUAAAAAGUGAUGUGUACGGAUUUGGUGUCGUAUUGCUUGAGCUUUUAACAGGCUUACGAGCACUUGACACAAAACGACCUAACGGACAGCAUAAUUUGGUUGACUGGGUGAAACCAAUGCUUUCUAACAAAAGGAAGCUGAGGUCCGUCAUGGACGCCCGAAUGGAAGGCCAAUAUAGUUCAAAGGCGGCAUUGGUUGCUGCUCAGCUUAGUUUAAAAUGCCUCGAGGGGGAACCUAAGAACAGGCCUUCCAUGAAAGAAGUAGUGGAAGUAUUGGAACAAGUUGAAUCUAUAAAGGAGAAACCAAAACCUUCCAAAAGCAAAUCCGAGCCUUCAUCUCAUCGAUACAAGCAAUCACCGAGAAAUCAUCCUUCGCCACGUGGUACAAACCACCAUGGAUUCAGAGCCGGAUCUGGAAGAUGACAGGUACAACUGGGAAAGGCAAAUGCGAGCUGAAGAAAAAUGAGUUUGUUUAUAGAUUUAAUUGUAUUGAUUUUGUUGUAAUUCAAUAUGGUUAAUCAUUAUUUUGGAUAACAAAUUUUGUAUUGUCUGUCACCUCUGUAUUGCAUGGGAUGAAUGUACUAUAAUUGGUUGACCUUAUAAGAUUGUAACUGAUUUCAUCUGUUGAA